AUGGGGUUCUUCAGCCGAGUGCAAGUACAGAGCUAUUCGCCAGCUAUUGUGAAGCCGCCGAAGGGGAAGUUCUUCUUCGCCGACCGUACCUGGGAUCGAGUAGCCUGGUGGCAGAGUCCUCGGCUUCGCAAAUUGUACUUCUACUGCGUCGUACUCAUCCUUAACAAUGUCGCAAACGGCUUCGACGGUUCCAUGAUGAAUGGUCUUCAGCAGUCUCUGUCGUACUGGCGUGACUACUUUGGCGAUCCACAGGGUUCCAGGCUCGGCAUAUUGUCCUCUAUCAUGACUCUCGGCUCGUUAUCCGGAUUGGGCUUCAUUCCUCCUAUCUGUGAUGGCUGGGGUCGAAAAGUUGGCGUUGUCAUAGGUUCAGUCAUCGUUCUUCUUGGAGUGGGUCUCCAAGCCGGAGCACUCUCAUACGACAUGUUCUUAGCCAGUCGCUUUCUGAUAGGGAUGGGAAUGGCUAUCACCAUCGGCGCAGCUCCUAUGCUGGUGGCGGAGAUUGCGCACCCACAGGAUCGAGCAAUUAUGACAACGUUCAUGGGUUGCAGCUAUCAUUUGGGAUCGUUCAUCUCGUCCUGGACGACGUUCGGCACCCUCCAGAUCCAGAGUGACUGGGCAUGGCGAUUGCCAUCACUGUUGCAGUGUGCCUGUACACUCAUCGUGAUCUCGGUCAUAUACUUCAUCCCUGAAAGUCCUCGAUACCUCAUCAGCAAAGAUCGUGCCGACAAGGCCAAGCAGGUGCUGGCGUACUAUCACGCCGACGGAAACGAGCAGGACGAGUUCGUGACUGUGGAGUACACCGAGAUCCACUCUAUGCUGAUGAUGGAUCGCGAGGCCAAUCGGUCCACACGCUAUAUCGAUUUCUUUCGCACUCCAGGAAACAGGAAGCGUCUGUCGCUUGUCGUUUUCAUUGCUCUGUUUUCUCAAUGGUCCGGAAAUGGCAUCGUCAGCUAUUACCUGCGAAUCGUGCUGGAGAGUAUCGGCAUCAACGACUCUCGCGACCAGCUUGGCAUCAACGGCGGACUGAAGGCUAUGUCACUGGUGGUGAAUGUCGUCUUUGCCUUCUUUGUUGACCGCAUCGGCCGCAAGCCGAUGUUCAUGAUCAGCACGGUCGGUAUGCUGGUCUCGUUCACCAUCUGGACCAUUAUCAGUGCCCGUUACGACAUCGAAGGCGGCAAUAAUGCAGGACUCGGACGGGGCGUGGUUGUGAUGAUCUAUUUCUUCGACCUGAGCUACAACUUCAAGACCGGUCUAGGAACUACUUACAACAUGGAGAUCCUCCCAUACGGUUUGAGAGCGAAGGGAACGACUCUGGCGUCAUUGACGAUCCUGAUCGCACUCUUCUUUAACCAAUUCGUCAACCCGAUCGCAUUAGAUGAGAUCCAGUGGCGAUACUACAUCUUCUAUUGCUGCUUCCUGUUGUUCGAGGUUUGGUACAUCUGGAAGUACGUAGUCGAAACCCGGUACACUCCUCUGGAAGAAGUUGCGCGCUACUUCGAUGGCGAUGAGGCCGAUGUCGCCACUGUCACCAAUGCUCAGGUUGAGAAGUCAGGUAUGGAGGAGGGCGGUGCUGUCCCUAAGACAGACGCUGCUCAUGUUGAAGUCCGGACCGUAUAG
Cyphellophora europaea CBS 101466 is the source of this 1617-nucleotide messenger RNA. RefSeq lists its product as uncharacterized. The record is from RefSeq and is a predicted model, not a curated record. Gene Ontology annotation, cellular component: membrane. The transcript is spliced from 4 exons. Lineage: Eukaryota; Fungi; Ascomycota; Eurotiomycetes; Chaetothyriales; Cyphellophoraceae. Gene Ontology annotation, molecular function: carbohydrate:proton symporter activity. Gene Ontology annotation, biological process: carbohydrate transport; transmembrane transport. The coding region runs from base 1 to 1617 and encodes 538 amino acids.